Molecule: messenger RNA, 1854 nt
Organism: Lycium barbarum (goji berry)
Lineage: Eukaryota; Viridiplantae; Streptophyta; Magnoliopsida; Solanales; Solanaceae
Product: F-box protein At5g07610-like
Exons: 2
Coding region: 426-1100 (224 amino acids)
Molecular function (GO): protein binding
Source: RefSeq, a predicted model, not a curated record
UCAAUCUUGAAUAGAGUUUUACAGGAGAGUUUGUAGGCAAUCUCUGCCUAGCGAAUGAAUUAUUUUUAUUUUUCGCCUGAGUGAAAGUUUGAACUCGGAAUUUAGGUUUUAGCCGAAGCCCAAAAGUCAAAUACUUUUAAUGGCAAAAAAUUAGAGAUCAACCCAAAAAAGGGCAUUACUGCGAAUUCCUUAUGAAAUGGCUAGUGGAUUCGGUGGCAAUACUCCUUAUAAGUGUACUAAGAGCCUGUUUGGGUUGACCUAUAGUGUUACAAUUCCAGCAUUUUCCUAAUUUUGCCCACUAAUCAAACGACUUUACAUUUCGAGUUCCCAUUUUACCCCUUAGACGCAUUUCUUUUCUGAGUCUAAAACCCUCUGUUUCGCUCCACUAAGAAGUCCUAAUUAGUGUAAUCUUCAGUACAAGACUGAUGAUGGAAGAGAGCCACAUGCAUAAAAGAAUUGCUGUUACUGCAGCAGUGGAUGUAAUUGCUGGAAAUGCUGACCUUUUAUCUGAAAUUCUACUUUGUUUGCCUGCAAGAUCUCUCAUCAGGUUCACUGUAGUAUGCAAGCCUUGGUGCUCAAUCAUUACCAAUAUGCAAUUUAGGCUUAGUCACUGUCGUACUCUUGCAUCUUCCAAUGCUCUCCCCCCUUCGGGGAUCUACUUCUACGAUUGUCUAACCAAUCUCCAAAAGAUUGAAUCUCUUCCACUCAUUGAUAAUGUAACUGGCCUCCCUCCUAUUCAAUUCCUUGACAAAAUGGCUCCAAAAAUAGGAGAUACAGUCAAGAUUACUCAAGUCAAGGUUACACAAUCUUGCAAGGGCCUGUUAAUGUGCAUAUUCACCGCGAGAACUGGUGUAGGUAACCGUAAUAUCAAACUAGGUGUUGUUUACAAUCCUGCUAUUAAGGAGUAUCGUCCAUUGCCGAACCCCUAUGACAAGUAUUAUGAAUAUGUCUCUUAUAAUCUGAUAUAUGAUCCUUCAGAACCACCCUAUUACAAAGCUUUGUGUGUUACUCGUUUGAGUUGGGAUUCUGAAAUCGAUGUGAGUGUGUAUGUGCCAGGGAGUGAGUCAUGGAGAUAUUGUUGUCGUUCCUCUGCACCCUAAUUCAUGCGUUUCGACAGUGGAAUAUUUUGGAAUGGUGCAAUUCACUGGGUUGGUGAUUACUUCUCCAUUUCCUUUGAUGCUAGUUCAGAGGAAGUCGCACAUAUAAAAAUGCCACCAAGCCUUCAGGUAGGUUUUUCCUACAACAAGAUGAGGUAUUUUGGGGAAUGGGGUGGCCAUUUGCAUCUUAUUCAGGUUCGGAGCCUAUAUGCCAAGAAAUUCGAUGUGCUCGAAUUAGACAAAGAUACCCGCAAGUGGUCAGUAAAGUAUCGUGUUCAUCUUGCUCGGUUAAUUUCUGCAUUUCCUGAGAUGGUUCAGCAGACAUCUGGCAUACAAUAUGCAUUUUCCAUCUUGUCUGUGAUUCGAGGAGAGAAUGAAGAAGAUUCAGUCCUGCUGCUAACUAUUCCCGGGAAGGUGGUCGCCUACAACUUAGUGCUUAAAACUGCUAGCGUAGUCCGCGAGUUGUCUGGUGAAGUAGGUGAUACCCUACGCUUUAAUAUUGUUAGUAUCAGUAUUCUGAAAGUUUGGCUCCGGUUGAAGAGUGGACUAUUUGUCCAAAAUAGGUCUCUUAUGAGCAGCUUUAAAGGACUUCUUAUCGCUCUUCUGAAUUUCUACUGGAAAAGGUUUACAUCAAGUGGAGACUUCUUUGAAAAUUAAAUAUCAAAUCCUAGCUUUUGUACUUUUUUGGGUAUUCAGUACAAAUUUUGAUAGAACCUUUACUGAAACAUGAUUUCAAUGGUUCAUCUUUACAUACUGA